Molecule: messenger RNA, 12525 nt
Organism: Caenorhabditis auriculariae
Lineage: Eukaryota; Metazoa; Nematoda; Chromadorea; Rhabditida; Rhabditidae
Source: the annotation of a GenBank genome assembly
AUGGAGAUCCCUGCACAAAAGACCGUGCGGAAAAGAGCACGUGUGAAGAAGAUGGAGGCACAGAUGCGCGGCGUCGGAGGAAGUGGACAGCAACAAAACGGCGACUUUUCUCGAAGAUUUCGUCUUGCCAAACCGUCAAAUGCUUCUUUUAGUGUAAUAUUUUAUAAUCCAUGAGUCUUUUUUGUUCAAAAAAGCUGUCCCAAUUUGAACAGAACCAUUCGAACUCUCAAUAACUUCCGGCGGCACGGUCAAACGAUAAACUUGUCAGAAAAGCUGUAAUUACUGUCACUCACGCUUCCAAGUAUCCUGUCCACUGUCAAAGGUACCACACCUUGAAUAGAAAAUCUUCCUUCUGACAUUCUCACUCGAAGUUCACCUUUUCAUCAAAGGAGAAGCGGCGCCUAGGUCAGGUAGGAGCGUCACACCUGUCGCAGAAGUUUCACGCCUGUUUGUCACAUUUUCAGUUUUGGAGCCCUACCUGAGGGGCGUGACUUGCUCCGACUGGUAUAAAUGUACGGUUCCUCCAUCACAUCCCAUUACUCGCGUUAACGACCUAUUCGUCACCUUCUUUUUCUUCCUCUCGGACCCUUUAUUUCUUAUUUCUUUCCCAAAAUGUCUCAAACGUGCUCCUCUACUUGUAUUUCAGAUAUUUUUAUGUUUUUUCUCAUGUGAUUAUCAUAAGCAAGCCUUUUUUGAACAUACAUUUUUUCGAAUGGGAUCAAAAAAUGAGCAACCUUGGUUUUUCCAAUUAAAAUGUUUCCAAAUGUCACUUAUCUUUUUUGAAAAAUCUCUCAAGAUUUAUUUUUGUGUGAAUCAAAACCUUCUCGUUCCGCUUUUCCGAGUUUUUCGUCCUGUCUUUUGAUAUAUCUUCUUUCUCAGCCUUGUUUGAAAAAAGAAAGGGAAUGUUUCAGAAUGGCUCGCCUGACCUUUUUGACGCUGCUCGCAGUCAUCGUCGCGUCAUCGGUGGCCCUCGAAAACCAAAACAUUUUGCGAUAUGAGAACCUCGAAACGUUAGUUUUCAUCUUCUUUCAAAUCUUACGUUUCCAAAGUUUCCUUGGCAAGGAAAAAAACUUGAGUAUUUCAGGACAACUUCGCCUUUUCGCCGGGCGCUCUUCGACUUGCAGAAUCUCUACAAUGGCACGGUAAGUAGCCUUCUUCAGCUUCAAGCUUCAACUUGAACAUAAUUAGAUUCAUGUAUUGUGAAUUACAGAUCAUUCUUCCUAAAAAGGAGCUCGAACAAGACUACUUCCACUUCAGACAGCGCGGAAAAGGGAACUCAGACCCAGAGGUUCACAACUUUAUCAAGAAGUUAAAAAAUGCUUGUUUUGCAGAUCAAGUAUUCAAUCUUGCUGAAAGACAUGGAAAAAGUGCAUCGGGAGUACAGAGGGCUGUUGGACGAGGCCAAGGAUCACGUGACGCGGCUGGUGAAGCUCCACGAAGCCCUUCUGGACAGCGACGACCUCUUCGACUACUUCGAGAAGCAGCAAUAUCAGCAGAGCGAGCGCAAGGUUCGUUUUCUAGGGUAAAAAAAGCGUUUUGUUCUCUCUAAUGGGAAAAUAUAGUGCAAUCUACCACAUAGGAGCAAAAUUUACCCACAAGAAGUCAGAUAAUCUUGCAAAAAAUGAAGAGUUUUUGACCUUUUUUCAAAUUUCAAACUCCUUUUUUGAAACCUUCCUAUUAGAAUUCGAGGCAACCUGAGCUGAUACCGCUUUGGCGAUUUAUAUGACCAAAAAAAUCAAGAUGUGGAUUUUUAUUAUCGAGCUCUUUUUCUCAAAAAGUAUCGAAUACUGAAAUUUUUCAAAAAAAUCGGGGAAAUUUGCAGUCGCGACGAGACGAGGAACUUUUUGGCUUUGCCGUCCUCCGUCUGAACGAGCAUCAGCUGGUGCUCAGUCCCGAGAUGUUCGCCAUCGGAGCCGUUCUUGUGGCCGUUGGAAUAAGCUUCUCCUUGCUCAUGCUGGUCUACGUCAUCCUGGUGCUGCUCAUCCGGAUCGCCAUCCACAUCUGCCGCUUCUGCUGCUGCAAGGGCCGUCGUCAGACUUUCGAUGUCCAAAGAAGUUUCCGCAAGGACGUCGCCGUUCACGUGUGAAGCUGUAACUUCUUUUGUCUGUAUUAUCUGUUCUGGCAUGAGCCGCUCAUUAAGUUGUUCUUUAUUUAUCAGUACAUUUUGUUAUGUCAUUUUCUCAUAUCUGAUCGUGUUAUUAUAUUUUAACGGUGACUUGAAUAAAUUUAAAACCGUAUUUUCUAGACUCCAAAAAUUCUGAACGACGAACAAAAAGUACAUAAAAGUUCGAUAAAGGUGAUAAAAAUGUCUUUUUGCCCUGCUUUACACGUUUGCCAGUGGGAUACGGUCCCACGUUUGACGACUUCAAGGCUGAGAGAUCGAGCCAGUGUUGGCUUUUGGCCUGGAUGUGGCUGCACGUCCUUGUGAUCGGGACUUUUCUGGCCCAAGUACCGCCCGUCAAAGCCCUCUGCUCCACGUGCUGUGGCAAAACGCACGACCUGUCCAGUAAGAUUUUUUUUUAUUAUUAUCCUAGAGAGGAUUUAGAUCGAAAACUGUAAGAUUGGAGUUUUUUGAGAUCUUUACAGAAUGCACAUUGCCAACAAGCGGCAUUGUUCUUACAACCUGUGGCUCAGCAAAACUCGAGUUGAAAUCCGCCUUGUGCAGUACAUCAACAGUCAAGCCUUGCGGUUGCCUUAGCAAGUCAACAUUCAAAAUUUCGGAAUGUUGAAGAAAGUUCCUGGGGCGAAUGGACAAAGUUCACAGAAUGCACGAAGGACUGCGGCAUGUGCGGGACCAAAUACAGAAAUCGAACUUGUUCUUUUGACAAAGGCUGUCCUUGUCUGUGAGUAAUGUCUCAAAAAGUUCACCCUUCAAAUUUGUAAUCCAAGUGGUUCCGACUCGAAAACUCUGGUGUGCAAUCCGAAUGCUUGCGAUGGAACAGGGCCGAAAUGUUGUGGCAAAUACAUUUACGACGAAGAUUCGGAUUCAUGUGUUGAUCCCGGAACACAGCCCACUUCUACCACGCCCUGUCGUGAGUCAACUCAUGCAAUAAAACAAUUCAAGUUCUUUUUGAGCUGUUUAUACAAAACUUUUCGUUAUAAAAGAGUCCGAAAAAUUGUAAGAAAGUCGGCCGAGCGAAUUUGGAAAAGUUUGGCGCAGACUUUUUUUGCGCCCUUUGGGUUGUUUGGGCUAUUAAUUUUUGACAAGUCUAUGAUGUAAUGUAUGUGAUGUCAUGUAUGUGAAAAAUAAGUAGAGAUGAAUUAUCAAAUUAUAAAUAAAUAGAAAUACUUGAAGAAAAUGACAAAGUUUUUUUACUUUAAAAAAAUUCGUAAGCUUUAAAUCCAGUUAUAGAUAAAUCUCUACGAGUAUACUACCUCUUUUUUGAUAGAAAAAUGUUACAGCAAGCGUCUGGAGCGAGUGGUCGGCUGUAACGGUUUGCACGAAGAAUUGUGGGAUGUGUGGUACAAAAUACAGUAACAGGACGUGCGUCAGCGCAGCUUCUGGGUGUCCUUGCACGUUCGUUGUUUAUAAAAAUCACUUAGGAGAAUUCUUCCGUUCCAAAAUCAAAGAUUCAUUGUUUACUUUUUUUUUAAACGUUCCCAAACGGUGUGAGACGACGUCAAAAAUUUUUGGCGCGAAAAUUAAAAUCUCAAAUACGCAAAAAAAAAGUUAUGAACGUUGAAUACUCAGUGUAAUUUGUGAAGUAAUUUUAUCCGGAGCGCGCACUUGCUUCUUUUUGUGAAUUAACAAAACUUUGACGCCUUGCUAACCUUUCCUCAUCCCAUCAAGAAGUAUGACGAGUUCUGAGUUUUUUUAUGCUAACAAAGAUGGUAGUUUUAAUUAUUGGCUAGCAAUUCACUUGGAUUUGGCGUACCAUUUUCGAGGUAAAGGUCAGAAAAGUUCAGUAUGCAAAGUAUGCCUUGUAAAGUUUUCUAAAAAAAAAAAGGGAACCAAAUGCGAAUUAAAUGUUCAGGGGCACUUCUUCUCGUGUCUUCUCGUGUAAUCCACAACCAUGUACCGGGUCUCGUCCUUGCUGCGAUCCUUUUGUUUACGACGACGAUUCUGAUUCCUGUGUAGCCGGGCCGACGACUCUUCCACCGACCACCGCAUCUGUGCCGACGACGUCUGCAUCAGGCCAAGGAACUUCGUCUACAACGCCUCAACCAACUGCUUCAACUCUAUGUGGUACUGCUCACCAAAGAAAAUUCUAGAAACGAUCCAAAGCUACAGUAGGAAGUUGGGCCGAGUGGUCGGACUUCUCAACUUGCACAGACACCUGCGGAAUGUGCGGUUCCCAGUAUAGGAACAGAACUUGCGGUCCUGGAUCCUGCGUCUGCGAGUUCGUUUGUUUAUUUUCUUUUUCUAUUUCUUUCGAAACGAACGAAUGACUUCCGAUUAUAUUUCAAACGGUAUUCAGAGGGUUUUCGUCCUUCAACUAUGAAUGUCCGUCGAAAAAGUGCCCGGAGCCUGAGCAGCCAUGCUGUUUCCCGUUCAUUCUGGACCCAGCCUCGGACGCUUGUGUUAUGGGACCGACAACACUUGAACCGAGUCCGACUACCGGGAAAUCCCCAUCCACAACGCCUCUAUCAGGGCAAGGAACUGCGUCUACAACACCUCAACCAACUGCUUCCACUCCAUGCGGUACCGCUCGCCAGAAAUGUCUUGAAACACUUUAAAGCUACAGUAGGAAGUUGGACCGAGUGGUCGGACUUCUCAACUUGCACAGACACCUGCGGAAUGUGCGGCUCUCAGUACAGGAACCGAACUUGCGGUCCUGGAUCCUGCGUCUGCGAGUUCGUUUCUUUCUUUUUUUUUUUGUUACUUUCUGGUUAAUAGGUUGUGCUCCGCUCAUUAUUGGCCUCAGAGAAAAAAAAAAUGCCAUUUUUUAAACACUCAAAACCAUUGCAAAGAUUGGUUUUGAACUAUUCUGUAGUGUCUUAUUAAAAACUAUCAAGAAUUACGCACCACCCUAACAAUAAGACAACAGUUUUCCGGUUUCUCUCCAAGCGAAUGCCUUCCGAACUGAUUUUAAACUGUGUUCAGAGGAUUUUCGUCCUUCAACUAUGAAUGUCCGUCGAAAAAGUGCCCGGAGCCUGACCAGCCAUGCUGUUUCCCGUUCAUUCUGGACCCAGCCUCGGACGCUUGUGUUAUGGGACCGACAACACUCGAACCAGGAGCGACAACGGGGGAACCCUUCUCCACAACGCCUUCAACAGGCCAAGGAACUGGCUCAACACCUUCUCAAUCAACUGCUUCAACUGCAUGCGGUACCGUACUCCAAAGAAAUUUCUAGACACCAUCUAAAUCUACAGUUGGAAGUUGGGCCGAGUGGUCGGACUUCUCCACUUGCACAGACACCUGCGGAAUGUGCGGCUCCCAGUACAGGAACAGAACUUGCGGUCCGGGAUCCUGCGUCUGCGAGUUUGUUUUUUUUUCUCUCCGACAUUCUGGUUGAUAGGUUGCGCUCCGCUCAUUAUUGGCUUGAGAAAAAAAAAUGCCACUUUUAAAACACUCAAAGCCCUUGCAAAUGUUCGUUUUGAACUAUUUUUUACAGACCAACUUCACAAUAAGACAAUAGUUUUCAAUUUCUCUCAAAACGAAAGUAUUUAAAAUGGAUUUCAAACUGUAUUCAGAGGGUUUUCGUCCUUCAACUAUGAAUGUCCGUCGAAAAAGUGCCCGGAGCCUGAGCAGCCAUGCUGUUUCCCGUUCAUUCUGGACCCAGCCUCGGACGCUUGUGUUAUGGGACCGACAACAAUUGAACCGAGUCCGACUACCGGAAAAUCCCCGUCCACAACGCCUUCAUCAGGCCAAGGAACUGGUUCUCAAAAAACAACAGAAGCUGCAUCAACGACUCCUCCAGCAGUUUCGGGAUCUGGCUCGACACCGUCUCAACCGACAUCCCCAACUGAAUGCGGUACAUCAAAACGAUUUGUCUUGUAACGUAAAAUACAGUAGGAGAGUGGGGCGAAUGGACAGAUGUUUCGGCUUGCACGGACGGUUGCGGAAUGUGCGGCUCGCAGUACAGAAACAGAACUUGCGGCCCCGACUCAUGCUUCUGCGAGUUUGUUUUUUAUUUUGUUGUAACGUUUAGGUUAGUGUGAGAAUUAAAAAAUUCACAUUCAAGGUUUCGAAACGGAUUUUUGAUUUUUGUACAGAGGUUGGUCGUCUUUCAAUUACGAAUGUCCGCCGAAAAAGUGCCAGGAUCCUGACCAACCAUGCUGUUUUCCGUACAUUCUGGACCCAGACUCGGACACUUGUGUCAUGGGACCGACAACACUCGGACCGAGAACGACAACUGGAGAAUGCGGUAUCGAAAUUGUUCAAUUUUAAACGACUUAUGGCGGCAUAUAGACCAUAUAGACGAUAUAGUCCAUACAUAAUUCUUAUACUUUCUUAUAUUUCCCAUAAUAUCCCACUGUUAGGCUGACAAUUCAUUACAGAAAUGAAAAGAGAUACUUUUAAAGGUUUCUCAACGCGCUUGGUAACUGUAACGCUUCAUGGUUCAACUUAAAAUAAUGGCCGAAGAAAGUAUUGGUUCCUUUUCGAGCUUUGUUCCAGUACUGUACUGAGGCUGAAGACCUGAUGCAAUGGAAACUAAAAUUUCAAAUCUACUUUCCUCCGAACGUAACUUAUUUUGUACAACUAGAGUAUAGCAUUGGAACAACGAUAUGUUUUAAAAAUGGAACCAUAAUUUAAAUUCAUUCCUACGAGCCUAUGCAGGAAGAGUACUCCAUAUUUUCAGUGAGUUCUUGGGGGGAAUGGAGUGCCACAACGUGCACGAACCCUUGUGGAAUGUGCGGAGUCCAGAACAAAACGAGGAGUUGUCUUCGAGACAAACGAGGCUGUCCUUGCAAGUUGGUCAGAGUCUAUUUCAGAAGAGGAUGACGUCAUUCAGAGGUGACGACAAGCGCACGGUCGUGUGCACCCCCAUCCCUUGUCCCGACGAUCAGGAGCCUUGUUGCGCACCCCACAUCUACGACCUCAGUUCGGACACGUGCAUUCUGCCACCGUCGACGACAGCGAAGCCGCCAUCGACGACGCCGCCUUGUGGUUGUUCAGGGUCGGCGUUUAGACGACUUAGUCUGGGACUUUCAGCAUUCAAGUGGAAUGAAUGGUCGGCGUUUUCCAAGUGCACGGAUACUUGCGGUCUGUGCGGAUCUCAGUACAGAAACAGAACCUGCGCCACUGAACCUCAGUGUCCUUGCGAGUAAGAAAUCUUGACGAUUUGAAAGUUAUUUGAGUGGAAGGCUAGGUAUUCUUAAAAGUCAAAUACGAAGACUUUUGUUUACGAAUUAAGCUUGAAAAACCAAAAAAGAUUUAUUCGGAAUUCCAGAGGCUUCGAGUCGUUCAACUACCCUUGUGGACAGGCGGCCUGUCCCGGCGACACGCCCUGCUGCGACGACUUCGUCUACGACAUCGAGACCGACUCUUGUCGCCCAAGCGACGACCGCGCUACCACUAUCGGGAUGGUCACUUGCGGUUUUCUCAUAAUUUCCUUCCCAGUUGUUAGUUUGCUUGUUUCAGAAAGCCAAUGGAGCGAUUGGAGCGCUCUUUCCGCCUGCACAGCAACUUGUGGAAUGUGCGGAAAAAUGAAGAAAACUCGAACUUGUCUUUCGGAAAGCAACGGAUGUCCUUGCGCGUUAGUUGUUUAGGGAAAUCAACAGGGCAUCAAAAUUUAAAAUAUGAAGGGAGCUUUUUGUUCAUUGUAAAAAUCAAGAGAAAAUUUUUAAAUACAGAACAGUAGUUCUACCUUAGGGGAAAUCUUCAGAGGAGAGAGCACCUGGUCGUACUCUUGCAACGAGGUCGCUUGUCCUGGAACGACGCCGUGUUGCUCUCCUGCAGUCCUCAACGCCACCACCAAUUCCUGUGACCUCAGCCAACCUGAUCCUCCCAACUUCUUCUCUACUACGCCAUCUUGCGGUAGAACAUUUUCAAAACCGUUCUGGAAAAAAAUACGAUUUCAAACACAAGAAAAGCUUUUUCGAAAGGACACCGUAAGAAUCAUAUUUUUCUAAGGUAGUAUUUUCUCUUUUUUUCUUUGAGUAUUUGCCGGCAAAUGGAGUUUUAAAAAUUAUUUAGAAUUGGAACAGAAACAAAGCUUUUUUCUAUGGUAUGAACAACAUUUUGUCGUGGAAAUGGUAGAAUAUUUUGCAGAAAGCUCCUGGAGCGAGUGGUCUGCCGCUUCGGCAUGCACGGCCUCCUGCGGAAUGUGUGGAACUCACUAUCAGAACCGAACUUGUACUUCUGCGGCCGCCGGAUGUCCUUGCCCGUUAGCGUUCCAUUAAAAAACCUUUUCAAAGAAAGAAUUUAGUGGAGAUCCAUCGAAAAGCUAUGUUUGCGGAGCAGCUCCUUGUACUGGAACCGAGAAAAUUUGCUGCGAGCCCUACGUCGUCUGCAACUUCACGCAAAGAUGUAUUUUGCCAACUACAGGCCCUCCUUCGACGACGCCUUGUCGUGAGCUUCCAAUUUUAUGAUUUCAGAGUUUCGAAGUCUUUUCAGAAACUUUUACACCGUAAAUUAGUUUUAAACUUGUGAAGAAUAACGAUUUCCGCGUUUUGAGAGUCUCAGAACUUAGAUCUACCAAAUUAAAAUUUUUUAAAAAUAGACCUCAACUAAGUGAUUUUUCAAAAAAGACUUACAGCGGGACUUUGGAGCCAAUGGACCAAGUACUCUUCGUGCACGGAAGACUGUGGAAUGUGUGGAUCGCGCUACCGAAACAGAACCUGCACCACAACAGUCGUUGGCUGCGCCUGCUAGUGAGGCCCUUCUUUCCUAUUAGGCUGUACAAUUUCUGAAUUCCAGCGGUCUCAGCGCGGAUGUCGUCGCGUGUGCCGCAACUCCGUGCGGCCCUCAAAAUCGCUGCUGUCCUCCCUACGAAUACGACGGCGAGACUCAAACUUGCUCGAUGCCAAAAUCAGAUAAAAGUCUAGUAUUUAGAGGUGUGGCUUUCUUACAGUUUAAGAAAGUUCUUUCAAAUCACUAAAGGCGGUUUCAACGGACAACUUCUGACUGAAGUUAUGAUCACUAGAUGUAACUUCACUAUUUCCGCUCAAAAAUCGAAGAUCUUCGAUUAAAACUUUGAGUAGAUAAAUUCAAAUUUCUGACCCGGCUAUUUUUUGUCGAAGAGAAGAGUUUUCGCGAUCAUUGAAAUCAAUUUUUCUGCCCAAAAAAGAACUCUUGACCCCAAUUAUGAUUUUUCUAAUGGUUUCCGAUCAAAACUUUUCUCGAAAAUCUACGUUUAUUGCUGAAAUAAUGGCAUUUUUUUACAAUUUUUUUAAAGUAUGCUCAUCUAAAUCGCAAACCUUAACUUUUUUCUUUCUUUGUAUUUCUAAAGUUUAUUUUGCAGCCCCGCUGAUAUUGAGAAAAACUUUUGUCAGCCGUUAUGAGAAGUCCGCCGAUCCGCUACCUAGCUUCCUGGAUGUCGUGAGAACGUGAAGGAUUUCUAUUUUCUCUCAUUUUUCGUGUUUUUGUCAUAAAGUGUUGGUUGAAUAAAAUUAUUUUUCAUUUCUUCCCCUCCAACAGAAAAAAAGCGAAUCGGCAUGGAAAAAUAAGGAGAAAGUCUACAGAAAAAUGAGAACAAUUUUCAUUUUCUAAGGAUAAGAAAUUUUUUUAUGUGUUUCUUUUUGUUAAUAUAAAAACAAGUAUUUGGAAUAUCCGUAUUGAAUAUUUCUUGUAUAAAUUGAAAACGAACGCUAGAAAAAUUCAAUUUUUCUCAUCAUUUCGAAGAUUUAUCAUUCUGAGAAAUAUGGCCGAAAUAUGAUGUCCAAGACCUUCGAAUUAAUUUGAACGCUGGAAAUUUUUUUGUGAUAUUUUUUUGGUUUUCCUCGAAUGUUCUUCACAUUAGAAAAGUUACGAAAAAAAAUCGAAAGACUUCGAAAAUGAAUUUUAAUUAUUUCAACUAAUAAUUCAGUAUUUUAGUGAGGAAAAGUCGUGUCAAAGUCAGUGUCUUCAAAAAGAUGAAGCUUCUUUUUUAAGUAUCAAAGAUUCACGGUAGGCCUACCAUGAUUCAUCAAAGCCUUUCCAAUUAUCUGAUGUCUAAAUGAACAGAAUAAAUUCAACUUUUACGAACGAAAGAAAAAGCUCAACAUGAAACACAAAAAAAGUCCCCCUUUCACACGUUCGGACAACUACAUUCCACCUAAAAAGAAUCGAAGUUCUCAGAGUUUACGACUGUAAACAUUUGGAACUUGGAGAGGACUUUUCCAUUGUUCCUCUUGCGGCGGAUGUGGUUCAGCGUUUUUUCAGUGCUUUUACUUGCGGCGCCGCCUUUGGUACAAUCAAACUGCUACGGUUGCUGCGGACCUGACCUCGACCUAACAUGUUUAUUUCAUUCAUCUUGAACAAGUUCGACCUUUUUUCAGGUUGCGGAAUGCCCAAGACCGAAGGCGAGAAGGUCAGCUGCAAUUCGGCGAUCAUCGAGUUUUAUUCUCCGACAACCGAUCUUGAUGAAUGCACUUCUACACCGUUGUUCAGCUCCACAUUGUCUCUCAGCACGUCUCUCUUUCCGAUCACGACUUCGAGUUGGCUCGAACCCAAUGACACGACAAUCUCCUCCUUGUCAACUGUUGGAGACACUUUCUCGUCGACUACUCCGACCGCGACCGUAGGGACGACUUCGGAGAAUGAAGGAAGCACCGUCUCCAACGGCGUCUCAAUCGACCCGGCUCUAACGACUCCAGAUGGGUCUGGAAGUACGGGAACGACACCUUCUGGCGGGAUUUCCGACGGAACAACUCCAAAUCAAGGACAAACCAAAGGUCAUACUAAAGGAACUGAUCCAAAAGACGGUAGAACUACUUUAGAUGCUGGAGCCAGCACAACCGAUGAUGGGUCUGGAAGUACGAGAACGACACUUUCUGGAGCGAAUUCCGACGGAACUACGCCGAAUCAAGGACAAACCGAUAAUACUGGAGCAACGGAUCCUAACUCUGGAAGCACGGCUUCUAUCGACUUCACGGAAGGUUCCACUCUAACAACCCCAGCUGGUGGCAGCACGACGGAGGACAAUAAAGCGGAAGAAACUGACUUUGUCACUGAUGCAACUCCUCCCGGGCCGGCCAGUACUGAUAUGUUCACCGUUGCGCCAACUCCUCCGCAAUGUUGUCCUUCUCAAGGUUUUUAUCGAUUUUUCUUGACUUGAAACUGCGGGGUGCGCCAAUUCCUGUCUGCGUGAAAUGCAGCCGCGAUAUUGUUUGGCGCCAAUUUGAAAUUGAAAACGCAUUGGUGAAAUUUUCACGAAUUUAUCUUCAUCUAUUCUAAUAAAAAUUCCAGAGAACCUCUUUAGACGUGAACCAGUGUCCACAUGAAAAGUGAACAGUCUCAAAACGUUUUGAAUUCGCGCCAAAAGUACCGAUUUGUAUAAAAAAAUAUGGUUCUGAUUUCUCUUCUGGAAAAAAAGAUAUCUAUUUCUUAGGAAUUUGGAGCGAAUGGGUGCCGACGGCCCCUUGCAACGACACUUGCGGCAGCUGGGGCUUCAAUCCAGUGGUCAGAACUUGUCUCUCCACUUCUUUCGGAUGUCCGUGCACGUAAGAAGAAAUCCACUAAAGCAGUCACUUGCCUGUUUGACAGAGGUAAAACGUCGCAGCUGAUGCGAUGCAACCAGAAUUACUGUCUGUUCCCCCGUCAGACAUGUUGUGGCGAAUGCACCAAAAGCAUCCUCAAUAAAGUUUUCUUCUGCGAUUUUCCAAAAGAAGUCCCGCUCAAGGAGCCUCCGUGCUGCUUCGGAAGAGGUUCGUGCUUUCAAUCAACGUCUUCUCACAGUUUCAGAGAACAUCUGGAACCAGUGGAGCUUAUACUCGGCGUGCACGGAAUCCUGCGGAAUGUGUGGACUUCAGACAAGGACUCGGACUUGCGCCGCGACGCCUUACGGCUGCGACUGCGUGUAAGUUGAGAUCAGAAAUAAAAUUUGAAUUUUGAAAACCCUGCUAAGGCCAAGUAAAGUCCAUAAGCCUAGGUAUGGUCUUUUAACAAUUUUAGGUUAGUUCAAAGGAGCAUAAAAAGGAGCAUUUUUGAAAAAAUGCGAUUAGUCAUCUUCUUCUCUUCAUCGUCAAAAAACGCUAUUAUGAACACGAGUAUUCAGGAAAUCUUCUUAGAUUUCAGAAUUUGAUGAGACGAAAAGUUACAGAAAAGAAAUUUGGAGAGCAGAUUUUUAAGAUUUUGCCCCCUAAAACAACAAACCCCUAUAGGGGCCCCUCUGAGAUUCCUCAGGGCUGAGAUAGGAAAACGCGACAUUUUAUUUUUCCUUAUAUUUUAUUUAAGAUCGCAUAGAACAUUUUUCAGAUCAAAACAAAUUUUAUUAUUGACUUUAUGGUCAAUUUGAUGUCCCAACGUGAAGGAGUCAAAAAUGUUCAGCUAAGCAGGAAAAUCUUCAAAAAAUGUCAAGUACUUUCCUCAUGAAGAAAUGUUCCAGAGGAUCUUCAACUCAAACGACUCCAUGCGGGUCGGCCCCUUGUCCCGGGUCCAACCCGUGUUGCCCGUCGUUCGUCUUAGACUCCAAGACCAAUACGUGCAAGCCAGCCACGUAA